CUGUAUCAUCAGUCAGGAAGUGUCACCAUAGCAACAGUAACAAACAAUGGUGCCCGAAAGGGGCCCUCACAAAGCUGUCCCUCCUGGCUCAGAGCCCAGAAGAAUGACCAACAUGCCACCGAGGUUACUCCAACGGCCUAGUGAUCCAUGUCACAGAAAGCCUCUCCUGCAGAUGGCCCAAGUCAACGAACUCCUCCCCCAGUACCAGACAUGGGCUCAGCGCCAGUUCCUCCUUCCUUGUGAGUCCUGGGAGUUCCCUGGCUUCACCCGGCAAGCCUACCACCAGCGGGGUCUGCAGCAGCCCCCGUGCACAGAAAUCAAGUCCACCGUGCGUCAGCGGCUGCUCCACCCUUGGCAGGGUGCAGCUGAGCACAUCUGGGGCUUCCACACGUGGCUCGAUGUGGGGCGUCUCCCUGCCACCUUCCCCAGGCGGCCAGACAGGCCCUACGACAGCAACGUCUGGCGCUGGCUCACACACUCCCAGGCGUGUCGCCUUCAACCAGCAGAGCCCCGGGUGCCCCCUCCAUCCAGGAUGGGGCCAAACAGCUUCCUGACCUUCAUCUGCUCCAUGCCCAUCUUCUUGGAUGGAAACAGGAAGACCCAGGUGAUUCUGAGGACAGUGAAAGAGCUGGAGGAAGCAGAGAAACUCAAGCUGAGGAGUGAAAUGAGAGCACCUCUGCUGGAUGCCCACGGCAACACCCUGCCCCGUGAGAACUUCAGGAAGUCCUGGCACAAAUCAGCUGGGGGAUGGUUUGUUUUGAGCCUCCCGCUCCUGCCCAACGCACUUCCCACUGCUCUAGCCAGAAGCUGGCCCUGCCCAAACCCUCUGCCUCAUCACCAGAAGAAGGUGCUAAAGCUGGCCUGGCUGCCCAGUGUACCCCUGAGCAAGGGCCUCGUAAGGGAUUACCAGGCCUUGCUAGCGGAUCGCAUUGCGCUGCCUCUCCACCAUCUGUCCACCACACAGCACGGCCAAGCCUCGGGGAGGAAGAGGAGGAGGCCUGGACACAUCUAGAAGAGGCUGCAGACAGUGAAGACCAUGGCAUGCACGCACACACUCCCAGGUUCCUGUUUCCAGCCCAUGUUCCUUCAGCAGGAAGCUUCUGGUAGCCAAAGGACUCUGACUUUAUAGAACAGCUUCUCCACCAUUUUCCCAACCUCAUGUCACCUUUGUACCCUG
Molecule: messenger RNA, 1177 nt
Organism: Fukomys damarensis (Damara mole-rat)
Lineage: Eukaryota; Metazoa; Chordata; Mammalia; Rodentia; Bathyergidae
Gene: Tex52
Product: testis expressed 52
Source: RefSeq, a predicted model, not a curated record